AUGGCCGCAAACGGUACUCAGAGCAGUGACUUCACUGUCAAGGCUGGUCUCGCCCAGAUGCUGAAGGGUGGCGUGAUCAUGGACGUCGCCCGCAUCGCCGAAGAAGCCGGCGCUGCUGCCGUCAUGGCGCUCGAGCGUGUCCCCGCCGAUAUCCGUGUCGAGGGCGGCGUUGCGCGCAUGUCCGACCCUACCAUGAUCAAGGAGAUUAUGGAAGCUGUGACUAUUCCCGUCAUGGCCAAGGCUCGCAUUGGUCACUUCGUUGAAUGCCAGAUCCUCGAGUCCAUUGGUGUUGACUACAUUGACGAGUCGGAAGUCCUUACCCCCGCCGACGAUGUCUACCACGUUACCAAGCACGGCUACAAGGUCCCCUUCGUGUGCGGCUGUCGCAACCUCGGCGAGGCCCUCCGUCGUAUCUCCGAGGGUGCUGCUAUGAUCCGCACCAAGGGUGAGGCCGGUACCGGUGAUGUUGUCGAGGCCGUGAAGCACAUGCGCACCGUCAGCGCGCAGAUUGCUAAGGCCCGCGGUAUUCUCCUUGCUAGCGCCGAUGCCGAGCCCGAGCUCCGCGCAUUCGCGCGUGAGAUCGAGGCGCCUUACGAGCUUGUUCGCCAGUCUGCUGAGCUUGGUCGUCUUCCCGUCGUCAACUUCGCUGCCGGUGGUGUUGCUACUCCCGCUGAUGCGGCACUCAUGAUGCAGUUGGGCUGCGAUGGUGUCUUCGUUGGCUCCGGUAUCUUCAAGUCUGGCGAUGCUAAGAAGCGCGCUCGUGCUAUCGUCCAGGCCGUCACUCACUACAAGGAUCCCAAGGUCCUUGCUGAGGUUAGCCAGGGUCUCGGUGAGGCUAUGGUUGGUAUCAAUGUCCGCCAGAUGCCCGAGGCUGACAAGCUUGCUGGCCGUGGCUGGUAG
Molecule: messenger RNA, 900 nt
Organism: Penicillium olsonii
Lineage: Eukaryota; Fungi; Ascomycota; Eurotiomycetes; Eurotiales; Aspergillaceae
Source: the annotation of a GenBank genome assembly